AUGAUAAUCUGUGCAAGCCGAGUUUCGCACCUUGCACUACAAAAGUUUCGCUCAAAUUAAAUUGCCCCACAAAACCUCAAGUUCCAUACGAUGAACACUUUGCACGGACUCAAGUAUUGGCUCUAGCCUCGGCUUCCCAUAAUGCCAAUCCUCAGCUGUGUCUUGACAACCAAAUUCCAACGAUGAAGCUUCACAAAGUUCGAACUGUGAAUUGUUCUGCCGAUUAUCCAGAUGUGGAGUGUAACGGUUACACAGCAUACGACACCGCCCAAAAAGUGAUUGUCAUUUCAUUUCGAGGAACCAAAGGACCAAAUCAAAAUAAUCAAAUUGUGGAAGGAAUGACUCGAGAUGGGCUUCUUCCAUACUUUGGAAAUGGUUCCGGGAAAAUCUUCAAAGUUCUUUACGAUUCCUUCAUGCUCCUUUGGAACGGUGGAAUGAAACAAGAUUUGAUUUACUUGAAACUUGAAUAUCCAACGUUUGAUUUAUGGGUUAACGGACAUUCUCUUUGAGCAACACUUUCAUAUGUGACGGCUUCAUACAUAGCAUCGAGAGGACUUUACAGACCACGUAAUAUGAAAAUUGUUGUUCUUGCUCCGAUGAAAUUAGGAGAUUAUAAUUUUGCAGAAUGGUAUUCGAAUAAGUUCCCAUCUUCAUUCCAUAUAAUUCACCGAUUGGACCUCAUUCCUAGAGUUCCAGCAAUUGACCCUCAUACCAAUACAACUGUGAUGUUCCACCCAAGAACCGAAGUUUGGUACAACAAUUACAUGAGAUUGAAUGACACAUACCAAAUUUGUGAAGAAGCGGAUGGAAAUAACUGUAGUGAUGCAGUUACGGAAGGAUUGAAUAUGAAUGAUCAUGGAUUCUAUUUCGAUAUUAAUAUUGCAAAUUGGGGAAAGGAUGGGUGUCCAAAAAAUACGACUGGAUAUUCGCAGCCAUGAAA
Messenger RNA from Caenorhabditis elegans, 940 nucleotides. NCBI's taxonomy places the organism in Eukaryota, Metazoa, Nematoda, Chromadorea, Rhabditida, Rhabditidae. The record is from the annotation of a RefSeq genome assembly.